AUGAAACUUUUUACUGUCGCUAAUACAACUUUACUACUUAGCAUCUCAGUUCCGGUAACUUCAUCGUCGACUCAACCAAGAGCCGGUCAACAAUUAGCGGUGCCAUAUCAAACGGACUCAUUCUUUGUUUAUUGUAGAGAUGGGGCAGAAUAUAAUAGUGAUUAUCUCCGUGCUUUGGUCAAACACGGAGUAGAUUUACUGAAUUCAAACCAUCCACAAAUAAUAUACGUUACCUAG
Molecule: messenger RNA, 237 nt
Organism: Blumeria graminis f. sp. triticale
Lineage: Eukaryota; Fungi; Ascomycota; Leotiomycetes; Helotiales; Erysiphaceae
Source: the annotation of a GenBank genome assembly